Molecule: messenger RNA, 996 nt
Organism: Vitis riparia (riverbank grape)
Lineage: Eukaryota; Viridiplantae; Streptophyta; Magnoliopsida; Vitales; Vitaceae
Product: putative disease resistance protein RGA4
Exons: 2
Coding region: 1-996 (331 amino acids)
Biological process (GO): defense response to fungus
Molecular function (GO): ADP binding
Source: RefSeq, a predicted model, not a curated record
AUGGGGGGUUUAGGCAAGACCACCCUUGCUCGAUUGGUACACAACCAUGAGAGGGUGGUCAAAUAUUUUGAUCUCAGGAUGUGGGUGUGUGUCUCUACGGAUUUUGAAGUGAAAAUACUCGUCAGAAAUAUCAUAAGAUCUGCAACGGGUAUACAUGUACAAAACUUGGAGUUGGAUCAAUUGAAAAUCCAACUUCACAAAGAGUUAAAUCAGAAGCGGUAUUUGUUGGUACUGGAUAACGUUUGGGACCAGAACCCUGAAAAAUGGGAUGAACUUAGAACUUUGUUGUCGAUUGGUGCUAAUGGGAGUAAAAUUGUAGUGACCACUAGAAGCCGAACAGUUGCAUCGAUCGCGGGAAUUCAAUAUUACUUGAGUAGUCUCACACAAAGUGAAUCUUGGGCUUUGUUUGAAAAAACGGCGUUUAGACAUGAAGACACAGUAAUUAAUCCAAACCUCUUACCAAUCGGUAGAGAAAUCAUGAGGAUUUGUGAAGGAAUUCCUCUUUUCAUUGAGAUUAUAGGAGCAAUGUUGUGCUAUAAAACCGAAGCAACUGAAUGGUCAUCCAUUGCAAACAAUGAACGUCUAAUAUCACUAAGAGAUGGAGUGAACGUUCUGACUGGAAAAUCCCUAAGGACUCUUUUUCUGCUCUCUGACCAUGAUUCUAAAGAUGAUGCAAUAGCAAAUACAAUUAUUUCAAGUUGCAGGGGCUUGCGUGUGUUGCACCUGAAUGCAUUAAUAGAUAAGAAGGUGUCGCAGUCCAUAGUCAAAUUGAUUCAGCUGAGAUAUCUUGAUCUUUCCAACAGUGACUUUGAAGUACUUCCUGGUGCUAUUACAAUGUUGCAGAAUUUGCAGACACUGAGACUUUUAAGGUGUGGAAAACUUAAAGAAUUGCCAGGAGAUAUAGAAAAGUUGUUGAAUCUGAGGCAUCUUGAGAUUCAGGGAUGUGAACGUCUGACUCACAUGCCAUCUGGGUUGGGACAAUUGAGUAUGCUUUGA